CAGUGGACAUAACCUCUUCUACAUGUGGUCGGCCCCCAGUGCCCCCUUGGACAUCCUGAUCACGGGAAUGCACAGGAAACCCUCCCUCUCUGCCCGCCCGGGGGCCUCAGUGCCCCGGGGAGAGAAUGUGACCCUGCAGUGUCGCUCUGAGGUCCGGUCAGACACCUUCCAUCUGUCCAAGGAGGGGUCGCUCGCUGCUCCCCAGCACCUUCGUCUGCAGGACACGGCUCCACCCAUUCAGGCCAACUUCACCCUGAGUGCUGUGACCUCAGCCCACAGUGGGACCUAUAGGUGCUACAGCUCACAGAAUACCACCCCCCCCCCCCCACACACACACAUGCUGUCCCUCCCCAGCAACUCCCUGGAGCUCCUGCUCUCAGGGAGCAGCUGGGGCCUGCAGACCCCACCCACAUGCGCGAGCUCCACGUCCGCUGAAUCCGCAAACCAAGGUGAACUACAGGAGCUGAUGGACACGCUAAUUAGCAUGAUCGUGCUGUUUCACAGGCACUCCUUCUCGCUGAGGAAGAAGCAGCAUGACCUGGUGGGCUUAGUGGCUGAGACUCUGCCCACAGGGCAGAAGGGGCUGGCAUCCUCCCCGAAGCAUUUACAGGGCCAGGUGACCCCGUCCACGGAGAGGACCGCCGGAGACCUUCUGUUGUACGGGCAUAGGAGGAAGCAGACCCCGAGGUGCAGGCCGGGACCCCCCCCCAAACCCACCAUCUGGGUUGAGCCGGGCUCUGUGGUCCCCUGGGGGAGCCCCGUGACCAUCUGGUGCGGGGGGACCCUGGAGGCCCAGGAGUUCCGUCUGGAUAAAGAGGGAGGCCUGGUUCUCUGGGACAGACAGAAACCCCCGGGUCCUGGGGACAAGGCCAGAGCGCAGCGAUCCCUGGAGCUGGUGGUGACACGUGAGGGACACUCAGGCCGACUUCCCCUGGGCCCGGUGGGCACCGUCCACGGGCGUGGGUACAGAUGCUACGGUGGACACGGCCUCUCCUCCGAGUGGUCGGCCCCCAGUGAGCCCCUGGAGCUGCUGGUGGCAGGAGAGGAGCCAGCGGGACGGCUCAGAGACAGACCCUCCCUCUCGGUGCGGCCGGGCCCCUCGGUGGCCCCGGGGCAGAAUGUGACUCUGCUGUGUCAGUCAGGAGACAGGACGGACACUUUCCUUCUGUCCAAGGAGGGGGGAGCCCAUCGUCCUCUGCGUCUGCGCUCCCAGGACCAAGACGGGCGGUACCAGGCCGAGUUCUCCUUGAGCCCUGUGACCUCAGCCCACGGGGGCACCUACAGGUGCUACCGCUCACUCAGCACAGACCCCUACCUGCUGUCACAGCCCAGUGAGCCCCUGGUGCUCGUGGUCUCAGGCCUCACGUGGUACCUGAGUGUCCUCAUUGGGGUCUCGGUGACCUUCAUCCUGCUGCUCCUCGUCCUCCUCUUCCUCUUCCUCCGACACCAGGGUCAGGACAGAUGCAGGAAGUCGCGUGAGUAGGGAACGGGGUGACUC
Molecule: messenger RNA, 1498 nt
Organism: Bubalus bubalis (water buffalo)
Lineage: Eukaryota; Metazoa; Chordata; Mammalia; Artiodactyla; Bovidae
Product: leukocyte immunoglobulin-like receptor subfamily A member 3
Exons: 11
Coding region: 23-1483 (486 amino acids)
Source: RefSeq, a predicted model, not a curated record